Funneliformis caledonium is the source of this 342-nucleotide messenger RNA. Lineage: Eukaryota; Fungi; Glomeromycota; Glomeromycetes; Glomerales; Glomeraceae. The record is from the annotation of a GenBank genome assembly.
AUGUUUCGCACUCCGUUUCCAAAAAUAAAACCUUUGGUGGAUGAUAACUCUACGUCAAAAGUAUUUCGACCAGAUUUAAAUAUUGGUUUGAUAUGUCCAGAAUGUAGAAAUUCUCAAGCAAAUUUGAUUGAAAAAUACUCGAGUGGAGAUAUAGUUUGCGGAGAUUGCGGUUUAGUCCUUGCAGCUCGUAUUAUCGAUACAAGAUCUGAAUGGCGCACGUUUAGCGGCGAUGAUAAUGAUCCGUCUCGAGUUGGUGCAGCAGCAGACCCAUUAUUGAAGGAUUCAGCUUUGAAAACAAUUAUUUCAUCAAAGGGUCGUAAAGGUCUUACUAGAACACAUUAA